GAUGGCGCCAUGGAUGGCGCAGGCUCAAUGACAGUGGCUCAAUGAGCAUCAUUGAGCAUCAGGAUCAGAAUAAACCCAACACUGUUGAUCACAGUAUGAUUGCAGUUUAGUAGUUUCACGUCUAUUAUAUGCAGUCGGACGCGUCGGUCACGGGGCGAUGAAGCAUACGAUUUGCAUGGUGUCGGACUUUUUCUUCCCCAACAUGGGAGGAGUAGAAAGUCACAUUUACCAGCUCUCUCAGUGUCUUCUUGCCAGAGGUCACAAGGUCAUUGUAGUGACUCAUGCGUAUGGUGACAGGACGGGCGUGCGUUUCCUGACAAACGGGCUGAAGGUUUAUUAUCUACCAAUAAAGGUUUUCUACAAUCAGUGUGUGCUGCCAACCCUCUUCACAAGUCUCCCUUUGAUCAGAGAGAUAUGCAUUCGUGAGCAAGUGACAGUCUUACAUGGUCACUCGGCAUUCUCAACGCUGGCGCAUGAGUCAAUGUUCCAUGCGCGUCUCAUGAACGUCAAGGCUGUGUUCACCGACCACUCACUAUUUGGCUUUGCUGAUGCCUCCUCAAUCAUCACCAAUCAGCUACUAAAGAUUGCGUUGGCAGGCUGCAACCAUGUGAUAUGUGUUUCGCACACAAGCAAGGAGAACACAGUGCUGAGAGCAUCGCUGAAACCAGAAAUGGUGUCUGUGAUACCAAAUGCAGUAGACUGCACUGCAUUUACGCCUGAUCCCUCACAGCGAGACAAAAACAAGUUGACCCUAGUGGUGGUAAGCAGGCUAGUCUACAGGAAGGGCACAGAUCUACUUGCAGCCAUAAUCCCAGUCGUAUGCAGGAGACAUCCUGAUGUGCAGUUUCUAAUCGGAGGUGAUGGGCCAAAGAGAAUCGUCCUAGAGGAGGUUCGAGAAAGGCAUGAACUUCAUGACAGAGUCUGCCUGCUUGGGUCUCUUGAGCACAGUCAAGUACGAGAGGUGCUGGUAAAGGGCAGUAUAUUCGUGAACAUGUCCUUGACAGAAGCCUUCUGCAUGGCAAUCGUCGAGGCAGCCAGCUGUGGCCUGCAGGUUGUGAGCACGCGCGUGGGAGGAGUGCCAGAGGUUCUGCCACCAGAUCUGAUUCGACUCGCACAGCCGAACGUCACAUCUCUUCUAGCUGAGAUAGAAUCAGCUAUAGCCGACUGCCGGAGAGGCACCAACCUAGAUCCCUAUGUCGUCCAUGAGCGCGUCAAGGCUCUGUACAGGUGGCAGGACGUGGCACAACGCACCGAGAUUGUAUAUGACUCCAUCGUAGUCAACCCUGAAGCUACAAUGGAAGAUAAACUACGGAAGUUGCACAAGAUAGGCCCUAUAGUUGGCUGGAUGGUCAUAUUACUUGCUGUGAUCGAUUUAUUCAUCCUGUACAUUCUAGAGUGGUGCAGACCAAGAGAGAAUAUAGAUGUUGUCCCUGCCUGGCCUUCCUGCAAGACUUCACCCGGGGUGACUGAACACACAGCUAGCAUGAGAAAGCAGACAGCCACCAGUGCAACUAAAUACACAGCUACUAGCCAGACGAAGCGGCGUAGCUCGAAUAAAAAGAGUUCAGCACCGAUUCAAGAUUCUGCACAAACCAUAACACCCAACGAAUACACUUAAUUGCCGUGAGAUAUCCAUAGCAAGUUGUUACAAAACUAACGUCACUACAGCUAUCGGACGUGCAACCUGUACAACAUAGGGGGCCUACAUACAGAAAGCUCCUGGGUGAUACUCCAUUAGGAGUGUUCCCAACUUUAUUGUCAUGUAUUUUAUGUUAUAUAUAUAUAUAUAUGGUCA
Molecule: messenger RNA, 1795 nt
Organism: Priapulus caudatus
Lineage: Eukaryota; Metazoa; Priapulida; Priapulimorpha; Priapulimorphida; Priapulidae
Product: phosphatidylinositol N-acetylglucosaminyltransferase subunit A-like
Exons: 12
Coding region: 158-1618 (486 amino acids)
Biological process (GO): GPI anchor biosynthetic process
Cellular component (GO): glycosylphosphatidylinositol-N-acetylglucosaminyltransferase (GPI-GnT) complex
Molecular function (GO): phosphatidylinositol N-acetylglucosaminyltransferase activity
Source: RefSeq, a predicted model, not a curated record